This is a messenger RNA of Selaginella moellendorffii, 1217 nucleotides long. Its product is annotated as probable acyl-[acyl-carrier-protein]--UDP-N-acetylglucosamine O-acyltransferase, mitochondrial. The transcript is spliced from 10 exons. The record is from RefSeq and is a predicted model, not a curated record. Gene Ontology annotation, biological process: lipid biosynthetic process. Gene Ontology annotation, molecular function: acyl-[acyl-carrier-protein]-UDP-N-acetylglucosamine O-acyltransferase activity. NCBI's taxonomy places the organism in Eukaryota, Viridiplantae, Streptophyta, Lycopodiopsida, Selaginellales, Selaginellaceae. The coding region runs from base 25 to 1209 and encodes 394 amino acids.
CUUGUUUUAACUGGCUGGGAGGGAAUGCUGUGGAUUCGUCGCUCCUCCCGGCGGAUCCGUGCGCAGCUGCUGCCAUUCCCUUUGGCGCCACCCGCCGCAAGCACCGCAUUCAAUAGCAUCGCGAAACGAUGUCGAUUUGAGAUGAUCCAUAGUACGAGCAGGGAUGAUCUGCAAAAUUCUGGGAUUUCUAGCUCUGAGCCUUCUCUGCUACCAUCACCAGGAAGCUCCAGGGUCCAUCCGACAGCCAUUGUUCACUCUCAAGCUACCAUCGGUGAGUACGUGAGUAUUGGUCCAUUUUGCAGCGUUGGUCCCGGUGCAAAGCUUGGCAGUGGCUGCACACUCCACCCAAACAGCCACAUCUUUGGAAACACUCACAUUGGCGACAACUCCACGCUCUUCCCGUGCGUUGCAACGAAACGCUCUUUUCAUAAACGUCAUUUCUCUUUUUCUCUGUCUUCCAUUGAUCACAGGGGAGCAAUAGUUGGAGCUGACAUUCCUGGUGAGACGGUCAUCGGGAAGAAUAACAGCAUCGGCUGUUAUGCGGUAGUCGGAGUGAAGUGCCAAGAUCUCAAGUACAAAGAUGCAGACGAGUGCUUUCUUCGAAUAGGCGAUAAUAACGAUAUAAGGGAGCACGCCAGCGUUCACAGAUCGUCCAAAAGCACCGAUAGCACGAUAAUUGGCGACAGCAAUCUUAUAAUGGGAGCCUGUCACAUUGCACACGACGUCAAGCUCGGUAACAGCAACAUUCUGGCAAAUGGUACUCUUCUAGGCGGUCACGUCGUGGUGGAGAAUUGUAUCCACACAGGAGGAGGAGCGGCAGUGCAUCAGUUUUGUCACAUCGGCUCUUACUCCUUCUUGGCAGGCGGUUCCAUGGUGGACAGAGAUGUUCCAAUGUAUAUGAUGGUUGCUGGGAAUCGUGCAGAGCUUCGGGGACUUAAUCUGGAAGGACUGAGACGGCGUGGAUUCUCCGAGAUCGAGGUGAACAGCCUGAGGCGAGCUUAUCAAAGGCUUUUCGUGAACAGUGAUGAAAAUGCUGGAGGGAUCGACGACCGACUUGCCAUUCUCGACUUGGAUGCAAAGCUUUCCAAGGUUGAGGUAGUUCUUCAGAUGAUCAAGUCUGUCCGGGAUUGUUUCGGAGAGAAUCGAAGAGGCCUGUGUAAGUUUCGGCAAGUAACUGGAAUCAUAGACAAUGCGAUUGAUAUUCCUUGAUCAAGCUC